AUGUUUCCCGGAGAGUCAAGCUCACAGUAUCCAUCAUCUCAGAACAGGAACCCUAGGGAGGGUCUGUCAAAGGACCACCCACUCUCUCCACCAGCCGUCGCGUAUCCGUCGACGUUAAUUGACUCUACACCACCUGUCUUUCAGCAGGGGAUCCAGAUUCCGGGCUCCUCGUGGCCGGUCAAUAGGCCGGUCUCUGCUGUGCAAGGUGGAGGCUCCGAAUCAAGUCGGGCACUUCCGGCCUCAAUCCACCCGCAGAGCUCGACGACCUCGUUGAAUUCGAGCACGAGUUUACCCAGCUCCUUCGUUGGCUCAGAGUCGUCUUUAUCUGCCCAGCCAUCGCUUGACAGUGUACCUCCUGCUAGUGAGCAGCAGUUAUCAUCAGUUGAAUCCCCUCGAAACGGUCUUGGAACCACUUACUCGAUGGCCGUCGCAUCAGACCCCUACUUCUCCGGCUCAAUGCAGCCGAAUCCCCAGAACUAUAUGUGGGCGCACCGUCCUUUUCAGCCCCUGCAACCUCCCUCAGGGCAUAUGAAUCAACAAUUUUCUCAUCCUCAAUCUUAUCCUUCCAGUGGCUUCUCCGUUGGCGGCUAUAAUGGCCACCCAAACGGGGCAAUGCACAGCUACCCGCCGCCUCAAGAUACGCAAGGCGCUUCGUACCUGGCCGCAUCGCCCGGCUAUGCAGCUCGACAGAAUCAAUCGCGAAGCAGUCCAGCCUUGGCACGGCCAUUCCACGCCCAGUCUAGCCAAUCUGCUCCGGGUACUCCCCCUUUAAGCGAGCAACCGAUGAUGACCUCCUCCUCUCCUUAUAUUAUAAACCAACCCGCCUACUACCUCCCCGAAGCACCCUCAAUCCCAUCCUCACACCCGUCAAUGCCGGUUAGCUCUCAACCGCCUUCGCUGGUGUCCAACGAGUCCAUCUAUUCGUCGCCCGACUCACUACCUCCCGCGUCCGAGCCCGAGCAUCAGGUUCGAGUGAUUAGUUCGCGCCCUCGUCCGCAAUGCUGGGAUCACGGUUGUAACGGUCGUGAGUUCUCGACCUUCAGCAACCUGCUACGGCACCAGCGCGAAAAGUCCGGCGUGGUGGCCAAAGCUGAAUGUCCAAUCUGUGGUGCUGUGUUCACACGCACGACGGCACGCAAUAUCCACGUUGCGCAGGGCAAAUGCAAGAGCGGGGGCCAGGAGUCCUCCACCGAGUAG
This is a messenger RNA of Penicillium riverlandense, 1197 nucleotides long. RefSeq lists its product as uncharacterized. Bases 1 to 1197 code for a protein of 398 amino acids. The record is from RefSeq and is a predicted model, not a curated record. Lineage: Eukaryota; Fungi; Ascomycota; Eurotiomycetes; Eurotiales; Aspergillaceae. The transcript has 6 exons.